This is a messenger RNA of Lotus japonicus, 887 nucleotides long. RefSeq lists its product as uncharacterized. Gene Ontology annotation, molecular function: anaphase-promoting complex binding; protein binding; ubiquitin ligase activator activity. Gene Ontology annotation, cellular component: anaphase-promoting complex. Gene Ontology annotation, biological process: anaphase-promoting complex-dependent catabolic process; positive regulation of anaphase-promoting complex-dependent catabolic process; positive regulation of ubiquitin protein ligase activity. The transcript has 4 exons. The record is from RefSeq and is a predicted model, not a curated record. Bases 48 to 887 code for a protein of 279 amino acids. Lineage: Eukaryota; Viridiplantae; Streptophyta; Magnoliopsida; Fabales; Fabaceae.
AACUGGAUGAGACACUGACUUUGGGUUCAGAUGGGAAGCCAUUUAGGAUGCUAGUUUUCAGGGGAAGUCCAAAAUCAAGUAGGAAAUCUAUUCGUCACAUUGAUCAGAUACGAGAAGCAGAUGCAGCCGCGCUUCAAAACAAUAGGAAUCAGCCCCGCCCUCGUGAAAUGCCUAAGAAAGAAGCAAAGGCCUUGGAUGCACCAAAUAUUAGAAAUGACUACUAUUCAAACAUUAUGGAUUGGGGGAAAAACAACAUUCUAGCAGUUGCUUUGGGCUCAGAAAUGUACCUUUGGAACUCCGUAAGCAAUGACGUAAUUACGUUGUUCAAAGCCACUGGCAAUGACUUUCCGACUAGUGUUGCCUGGUCACAGGAUGCCAAACUAGUUGCGAUAGGAUCUAGGCGCUCUAAACUUCAACUCUGGGAUGCUGAGACUUCUAAGCCAAUAAGAAUGCUAGAAGGUCACAGUCAAAGGAUACCAACCAUUGCAUGGAAUGGUGAUACUUUAACUUCUGGAAGUCAUGACAGAUCGAUAAUCAACCAUGAUGUUAGAGCAAGAGGAAAUGUCAUUUCACGAGUAAAAGCGCACAGAGCAGAAGUUUGUGGCUUGAAAUGGUCAGGAAGGGGAAAUAUGCUGGCUAGUGGAGGCAAUGAUAAUCAUAUCUAUAUAUGGGACUCAUCUAAAAUGAGAUCAUCGAGUUUCUUGCACUGUUUUAAAGACCAUUGUGCUGCAGUCAAGGCCCUUGCGUGGUGCCCUUAUGAUUCAAAUGUGCUUGCUUCUGGAGGUGGCACAAAUGAUAGAUGUAUUAAGUUAUGGAAUGUUAAAAAAGGAACUUGCAUUCGCAGCAUAGAUACUACAGCUCAGGCAAGAUACACAUUUUUUCCCUAG